AUGGAUUUAGUCGACCUGUACCUCCCGGAGUGUUUCACCUACCACUCUGACUCGGAGUAAGUACUUUCACUCCGAUAGAGCACUGUCAACACACAUACACACACGAGCGCGCGCGAGCACAGCUGGGGUGGUGCGUAAUUUCAAAGUGGCAGUUUUUCAAACUUCUUUAUGACGUGAAACAAAAAAACUUCUUUAUGACGUUAAAAAACUUCUUUAUCAUGUGAAAAAAAACUUCUUUAUGACGUGUUGCAUCGUACAUCUGUCAUUGAUCCAUUGAUCUUUAUUGAAAGUGUCACAUUCUUUCUACAGGUAGAACUUGAACCGUUGAUUUCCUCUCUUUGAAGAUGAAUCUAUGAUGACUGUGCACCUGCAGUUUAGCAGGUUUUAGGUCCUGUGUGCAAAGAGUUCCUGGACUAAUCGGAUGAUUAUCUCCUUUGUUAAUCAAUUAAUCAAGAAGUUAGAAUUUAGUGAUUAAGCUUAUCUUGUUUUCUCAGAGCCUGAAGGGAAUUCUCAGAAUUUCUUGUUCAAUCUGACUGAUAGUUUAACACCCACAUAUUAUCACUUUACAACAUACCAAAAAGAAAAAAACCUUCUCAGCUUCUUCUUAAAGCAUCUUUAAAUAAAAAGUUCCAGGUCCUCUGAGGCAUGCUGGGACAGGAUUCACUCUAAAAUCAGCGUAUUUUCUGGUUGACGCUAUGGGGAAGUGGCGCUGAAUGUUUCCCAGGCGUGGAGGUUUGUGUACAUUGCUUACAGUCGGCAUUGUUCAGCCUGUUUGUUUGUUGAUGGUGAGUGUGAGUGAGGGGAUGGGUAUAAUACCAGUUUGGAGGAAACCAGUCCUGCUGUGGGAGAACAGAGAAAAUCUUCCUUGACAGCAAAAGCAGCCUGAGAAACAGAUUUCUGUGUGAUUACCCCUAAACUCCCUUUUCUGUGAUGAUAACAUAAGAAAACACACAUCCCUGCUGAGGCGGGAUCACCCCUGAGAGGACGCCUCAGUGAGCACUUUUAGGGCUGGAGUGAACUCUCUCUCCCCCCCCACAGCAGGGAAAGAUAAAGAGAAUUCAGACAGACGCGGAUCAAAACGACAGCUCGGCAGAGGACAUGUGGACGCUCAGGUUUGCUGAUUGCCCGUGACAGAAGCAGCCGGAUAAAGAAUGGGAGAAAAGGACACAGAUGAUCCCCUGUAUGGCACGCUAUCCGUGUUUCCAAGAGCCUGCGGGUCCAUGCUGCAGCCACAGGCACCUCAUCUCCCAGCUAACAGCUUCGUCCAAAGCCUGACUAAGACUCUUACACGGCUAGCUGGGGGUGCCACUGAUCCCUACUCAUCUCCUACUGGCUCAUUAGGAAAAAAACACAACCGAGACCCCACUGACCUACAUAGCUGCUCCUCGGGGUUUGGGGUUAGACUGGAAAAGUUAGACAGAGAAGAAAUCUGGAGUUUUCACUCUGACUUUUCUCUCUGUUUGUUUGAUCCCUCUUAUUUUCUGUAUUUCCUUCCCUCCCUGUUUCUCUCACCCUCCCUCCUCCUUCCCUCCUCCAUCCGCCGGCUCAUUGUCUGCAUUAUGACUCUGCUCAUUUGAAAGUGAGUGUUGCCCCCUCUCCUUCCUUUUAACUCCGCUCAGGUUAAUGAGCCACAGGCACUGCCCCCUUUCUUUCUUUCUUUCCUUCUUUCAGCCUUUUCACACUCCCUCUAUCUGUCUGUCUCUCCUGUAAUUUCCCCCGCCCUCUUCUUCCUCUCCUUUUUUUUUGUCUCCUUGUCAUUUCACGCUGCAUUUUGGCUUUUGUUGCCAAGGUGCAGUUAUAGUUGUUUUGGAUACUGCAGGACAAUACACUCACACACUCUUGUCUCUGCGUGGGGGAAACCACUCCUGCAUCUUUUCAUGUGUUUUAACGCAGAAUUGUACAUUUAUAAUCUAUUAGUAUGAGCAUGAGAUCAUCGUUAAUUUCAUUAUAAAAGCCAACACACCCUCCUUCUCCUCUUUGUCUCCCCCUGAGAUAAUUUACAAUGCUGGAGCAAAACUCGCGCUCUGCUCUUGUCAGUCUUGACACUCCAGCACGAAUACCUGUGAUUGAUCGCCAAUAAGCAAACGUUAUGAGUUAUGAUAAAAGGAAACUGGGACCUCCUCACUGUUGUGUCUUUAUAGUCUCCAGAGUGGAUUGGAGGGUGAGUGAUGAAAAGUUUGUAGUGAGGAUAAAAAACCUCAACUUAGAGUUACUUUUUUUUAAUAAAGGUUAGACAUAUUCAUGACUUCCUUCUCUUUUUAGGGGCCUGUGUCCACUGCAUGUGUUGCUCUGGCACCGCCCACUCCCUCAGUUUGUGCACAGGAUAAUUGAGCUAAGUUAUAGCUUGUUCCAGUUUACAUGUUUUGGAUAAGAAUUUGAAUUAUUGACAGAAGCAUUUGCGCCUCUGUGACAGAAGGUGGCGUCAUGCCUCCUUAAGCGUCUUACUAUCCCGUCGUUUUACAUAUGGAAAGAGAAAGAAGCUAACAGGAUGUGCGUCUUAGGAUGAAAACACGGUCACUUUCGCAGCUUUGUACCGUCUGCUAGGAAGGUUUUUUGCAAUGUCUUUGUUAUCCUUUUUUCAACCCAUUAAAGCAAUUGGACAUCCAGCUAAACUUAGAGCAUGCUCAGAACACUUCAGCUAGUUUCAAGUUCGGUUUAAUGCGAUUUGAGUUGGUUUAAUGUGUUUACAUGUUCGUCCAGUGUCAGUUGAACUCUAUUUCUGAAAAUUGAAGGACCUUCAGCUGAGAGUGAUGCCGAAAAGAAGCUGAAGUGCUGCUAGUGCUCCACUGAUGUUGUUAGUGGACAUAGGCCCUAAGGCAUCACUAUUUUGUGUCAAAUUAAGGAGGUCAGUUGUGGUGACCUUUUUGAUUAUGUUACUAUCACCUUUUCCACUCUGAACACCUUCACAGAUUUACUUGAACCUGACCUUAUGGAUGUGUAGAGGGAGGUGUUCGCUUUCAUGAUCAUUUAAACACCAGAAUAAGAGACUAAAUGUGAAACAUCGUCAUUUUCUGGUUCUCCUUCUGCAGAUCUUCAGCUGCUGUCAAGUCAUCCCUCACAGUGCGGCCUUGUGCCGGUCUUUGUGGGUUUGUAGAGGGGUCACUAGUGCGUGCCCAUGGUUUACUUUGAGGGUGGUUAAGAGCAGCCAUUCUUUUUGCCUACCAAAUGACUUGUGGCCCUGAAAACACUGAUUUACAUGUCAGGAAACACAAUCAACAUCAUAACCUCACCUGACGCUGAGAUUAGAGUGGACGAGGUGUACGGCUGUGUGGAGCAUAUGUGUGUGUGUUGGGGGGUGUUUGAGACAGUUUUAAAGUUGGCCUGGCGACACACAGUUGCGUGCAAGUAUGUGUUGGGGUGUUUAUGAAGACGCUUGCUUUAAAAUGUGUCUGUAAGUGUGUGCACACAGGCAGCAUGAGCAUGUCCCCCAUCACGUGAAUCUGAAGUGUGUGCAGAGACGUCCGAGCCCGGCUAUGGUCUUUAUUUUUACAUGCACACAUAAAUGCCUGACGCCGCCAUGCCAGCUCGUGCGUUUUUCCAGGAUAUGUGUGUGUGCGCAGUGGUGUGGAUCACAUGCCUGCAAGAUAGUUUUUUUCACCUCGCUGGUGACAGGGAGUCUGUUGUGGUCACAUCUUAAUCCAAUAGUAAAAUAGUGAUACAGUGAGACAUGCAGGCCCAGAGGGACAUCUGGGUGUUUAUAUGCUGAGUCUAUUAAUACAAUCUCGAUUUCAGAAAUGUUCAGAUGCUUUCCGAAAUCUUUGUUAAAAUGGAUUUUGAUGGUUUGUGAAUCAGUUUGACUCUUUAUCCAAAUGAAAAUUGUGAUAAAAGUGAAUUCUGCCUUCAUUUGGAAAGGACAGUGGAUAAGGAAAGAGAGCGGGGAGCAGCAGUUCUGGGAUGUCAUCAUUCAGGUUUAAAGAAACUAGGACGAAGCUGAAAGCAAAUACGGCCCAACAGACAUGACUCUGCAGGGGAAGUCCCUGCAUGGGCCCAAAAUCAAUCCUAAAUCAGUGAUCUGUGCACACAGCCAAUUACCGCAUCUAUAAUUUUAGGUCAAAUCUGCAGCAUGUGAAGAAAACAAUAUUUAAACAACUUCUUUUGGAAACUGCAGCCUCCACUUUUAUUACAAAUAGGUAACUUGUGCAAGUGUGAAGGCUGAACAAUAUCUCCAGGUUUAGGAGCAACAUCUGCUGCCAUCCAGACAAUGACAAACCACAUUCUGACAACAGGAUUUACAACAGCAUGGCUCUGUAGGAGAAGAGUCCUGCUGAGAAACUGGUCUCAUGCAGUCCUGACUUGUCCCCCAUUAAAAUAGAAGUCCAGAAGCAGGUGUCUUUGGUUUAAUUAGGGUGACCAUAUUCUUGAUUACCAAAGAGAGGUGUUUUUUGGGUUGGGUUGAGUGUUUUUAACGCACUUCCAACUCAGUUAGUCCACACUACACAAACUCAAAACUUCCAUACAAAACCCUGGACAUUUAAAGGAUUUUAUAAAUUCCCCUGAACAGCCCCCAAAAAGAGGACAUGUCCAGGUAAAAGAGGGCGUAUGGUCACUCUAGUUUGAUUAGAUCAUUUUGGAUAAUCUUUCAACAUAUUUGACCUUUUCUGGCUGCAGGUACUGGUGAAUUAACUCAAUCAAUAAUGUGUACAAAGAGGCGUUAAGAGGCAGAGAAGAAGAGACAGGGAUCUGGAUUGAACUCCAUAUCCAGGAUGAUGCAGUAAUCCCUGGUUUGUGCUAUUUUCAUAGGUUUGCUUAAGCAAUGUUCUUCUCUGAAAACAAAAGCAGUGUAAUGGCUCGCAGCUUUGCAUAUCUGGGAAACCUCAAACGGCUGGCUUAAAUGGACGGGGAUGGAUGAGUGAAUGAGUGAAGGGAUGUGCAGACAGUCUGAGCGUCACACAUCUAUAUCUAUCUAUCUGCUCUGUGUGUCUCCAUGGGGUUUAAAAAACACGAGUUAAUCCUUAAAUUGAUGAUAAUGAAUUUCCCAAGAUGCAUAUUACAAGAUUGCUAUCAGUGUAAAUGAUGCCUGACUUAAUAAAACUAAUCAAAGCUUACAGGCAGGAAGGUCAAUUACAAAUCAUUAAUAUUUAUAACAGCGCCAAGGUGACUCAUCAUAUAAAUCUGAGCUCAAAGUCAGACCCCUCCGUCAUGAAUAUGGAUCACAAUAAGGCGCAUUUACAUACAGUCAAACAGGGAGACAUUUUCGGCCUUCUCUUUUUUUCCUCCAGACACCUCGGCAGGAUGUCACUGAGGGGCUUGGACCCCACCUGUCCCGCCACAAUAAAGCGUGAGCCCUCCAGCCCCAGCCCCAGCUCUCAGGGCGACGUCAGCCCGGCUCAGCCCAGUCCUGGAAGCUCCUCCUCGGACACCAACUCCAGCUACGGCCCCCUGACUAAAGGACACAACCACAGCAAUGGGCUGGACUCGCUCGGCCUUUACGGUCACUCUGCGGGGCUGGCGACCACCGUGGUGACAAACAGGUUGGUGUACGGAUUAUGAUACCUCUUUCUUUUGUGUGUGUGUGUUGCUUAUAGCUCCUCCUUUACACCUGCCUUCCUCUCGUUUCCGUCCAGGAGGUUUGGUGAGGAAGAAAGCCAAGUGAAGUGUGAGUUCAUGCUCGGCACGGUGGCGAAGCGGCUGUGUCUGGUGUGCGGCGAUGUGGCUUCCGGUUACCACUACGGUGUUGCCUCCUGCGAGGCCUGCAAAGCCUUCUUCAAGAGAACCAUCCAGGGUGAGAGCGGGGCAAUCGCACACGUACACACAUACAUGUUCAUCCAAACUUAGUAACAGAGUUUAUUGUGCAUGACUGAUAGUGCCGUCCUGCAACAUCUGAACCUGUUUUACCAACAAGGAGCGUUUGUUUUGGUGUCAACAGCCCACAAUCAGUUAGCUUGACGCUUCCGCCUCCUGCCCCCGAAAAGGUUUACAAUAAAGUCGUGUUUGCAAACAGCUGAUAUGUGGUUAAACUUACACCAUGUCGUGUAUACAGUCAACAUGUUUGGGUCAGGCUUUCAGGCCUCGGAUGACAUAUGGAGCAGGAUGAGUGUGCGUUCAAGAGCUGCUGCUGCUGCUGGUGGCGAGGAGGAGGAGGAGGACCAGCACACGGUGUGGGUGUUUUAAUAGGAUUGCCUCGUGUCCUGUUGGAGACCUGACAUGCCGGGUAGUGUUUAGGCCUCUAGAGGUUGGCAAGGUUCAAGGGGCAAACAGGAUGAGAGGAUGUCAGAUCAAGUGGGAAGAUCUAAAGUCUGGCUCAUCAGACGCUUCCUGUUUCUGAUUGAGGGAGGCAGCUGAAAGCACCUGCAGCCGGCUGAACGCCAUCGAGCCUCGCCUUAAUGUUUUACUGCAAGUUUGGGAAACGCACAAAGGAAAAUGAGCAAAACCAGCACAUGUGACCAUCCUGAACAAGAUCUUUAACUUCUAUUUGGUCAUUCUUAGUACCUAAAACUGUUGUGGUGGGGUAGUUAUCAGACUGCAGAACUAAAAAAGUUCUGAAUGAGUGAAAACUUGAACUGUUAAAAGACGGCAGGAGGGAUUUUUAGUAGAAAAUCGGCUGAGAGUCAAACCAAACAGUUCUCCAGUUUCUUCUCCUCUUAAUACCAAAGGUUUAUGAUGUUUUUAGUCACUUGCACGCUUUACUUCUCCCUUCCAGGUAACAUUGAAUACAGCUGCCCUGCGUCUAACGAAUGUGAAAUCACCAAGAGACGGAGGAAAUCCUGCCAGGCCUGUCGAUUCGUGAAAUGUCUGUCUGUGGGCAUGUUGAGAGAAGGUCAGUAACACACACACACAGACAAAAACACAGACUCAAAGUCAGGGUCAAAUCAUUGUAUGAGGAGCUUUUUUUAAAGAGCGGAUCGAUCCGCAGACUUGGCUGGAGUUCAGAACCGGGUCUUUGAAGCACCCGGAGUGUGGAGAGUAAGACAAGUCUGACUGCCGUGUCUUUGUCCUGCAUUCCUGGAAACAAUGCUCUGCUCCUCCAGUGAAACCCAAAACUUUUGUCUGUUAAACUUCAGUCUCUUUGUGCCAGUCGGGACGUGUGUGUGUUAGAGAUAUUAAUGUGAAUCUAAAAUGCAUAAAGGAGACCUCCCUUUGUUAACUAAAGCCGCCUUUUUACGAAAUAAAAAAGCUUUUAUACACAUUUAAAGACACAAGCAGCUGAGAAAGUCCAGCCCGAGUGCUGACAUGUCUAUACCAGACUGUGACAGCAGUCAGGUGCUCCUGUAGUCUGACUGUGUGCCUGUCUGGUGACAUAUUGUUGUCCAGAUUUAGAAGUGACUCCAGAAGGAAAACAUCGGCGACCUCCUGCAGUAACUCGCUGCUGUGAAGGAGGACGAGAUGAUAAUGACGAGGAGAUAGCGGAUAACUCUUAGACUGAGGGUUUCUGCUGGCUGUGGAUAGAGCUCAGUGUAAAAGCUGCCUUGCUCAAAGGGAAGGUAUUAGCCUUGAAGACUUGUUAGAGAUUUGAAACAAUGACCCGAAAUGUUAUUAAAUAAAAUGUAAUAAAAACCUGAAAUGUAAUAACUGGUCAAUAAUGUAACAAGAUGCUGAGCCCAAAAUGUAAUAACUUUUUUUCCCCAAAAUGUAACAACUUCUUACAUUUCACGUUUUAUUACAUUUUUUAUUACAUUUUCAGGUUCAAUACUUUUGUGACAUCAGUAAGAAAUUAUCACAUUUUAGUCUAUUAAAUUUCACGUCAUUGUUACAUAUCGGCUCUAACAAGACUGAAUGUAGGGCUGGGCGAUAUGGCCUCAAAUCAAUAUCACAAUACAUCGAUCAGUUCACCUCGAUAACGAUAAAUUAUAUGAUAACUACUCCACAAGCUGCUCACCCCCUCCCACAUUCACUUCGUCUACCUCAGCCGCUACAUCUUUUGAACCGUCCUCCAUCUCCUCACCUGUCUUUCCCUCUUUGUUACGGACUGGAUGGGGUGUAGUCACGUCUCUGACGUAGGACAGUGUCUUAAAGGGACACGAGACCAUAGCCUACCUACACACAUCCAAAAACAACUUUUAUUUAUUGUUUUUUUUUUGACACAUAGUAAACCGAUAUGGGCAAAAUGACGUUGGUCAUUGUCAUUAAUUUCAGUAUCUAUAAAUUUUCGUUUUAUCGCCCAACUCGACUUUCGGGUCAUUGUUACUUAUCGGGCUCUAACGAGGCUGAACGGAGGACAAAUUUAUCAGGAAAGUUUGGGAUCUAAUUCAGGGGCGUGUGUGUUAGUUCACCUGUCAGAUGGUCUAUCAUCCAAUCAGCUUACGGUCUUACAAAUGAUUGACAGCUUGUGUCUUCACUGAUCUUUCUCGUCAAUAGUUGAAUUUACAAACAUGAUCAGAGAUUAUCAUUGGGCUGCGUCUCGUCUUUUAUAGAUAUGAUCUUAUUUUAACCUCAAACUGAAUUACACACGUAUCUGUUGUGUAUCUGAGUUGACCACAUGCAAGUGUGCGUUUAUUUCGAUGCCCUUUCUCUAAAUUAGCUUCCUCAACAGCAUCCCGGUUGGUCUGCCUCUUCUCUUCCUCCUCCCCCUCUUUCUCCUCCUCCCCUCUCGUAAAUUCCUCCAGAUGCCUUGUGGGAAUCCUGGACCUCCGUGAAACGCGAACUGCCCCUCAUAACUCCCACCGUAAGCACCCUCGUAACGCGCUUCAUCGUGUCUCGUAAUGCACCCCCCUCUCCACUGUUCCCCGGAGAGGCCGCUGUAAAGGCUGAGACUGAGGAGCUGUGAGCUUUAAUGGGCAGAGUCAGAGCCUUAUUAAACACACAGCUAAAGACAUAUAGACCUCAGGCGGGGUUUGAUGAAGCCCCUUUAAGUGGGCAGUAGUAACAUGGAUGUCCAUGCUACUCUCUCUUUCUUAGAAAUAUGGUCAGUCGAGUUUCUUUUUUUCCGUCUCAUCCCAGACGUCCUGUUCCUGCCGGCUGAAGUCAUUUGGUCUCAGGUGUGAUAAUCUGUGUUCUGAGAAGAGAAUCAGACCGUAGGCUGGUCCCUCUCUCUCUCUGUGCUGUCCUCUGCCAACUUUCCAAAUCCCCUCAUAUGUUGACGGUGCAAAGGGGAACGUGACGCCACGGUAACCAGCCUUGUGUACAUUUGUCACAAUAUCUGAGAAGCGUGGGAUUGUUUAUACAGGACACAUGCUGGUGUUGCUGGUGGCGGGGUGGAGGGAAUCGAUGCCUCAGAGCACGGUAACACGGAUCAGUGUGGAUCAGCGACUACAUGUCCCGGAUGUUCCUUCGUUUUGGGGACCUGUGAAGAUCUGGACACCCUCAACAAAUAGGCGGAGGGAUGAAAGCGGCGAAAAUAGAUCAAUGUCUGAGCAGUCGGUGUUUAUCGAACGCUGAUGGGUGGAGGAGGGGGAGGUGUGUCUGUUUAGUUAUCCGUCAGAGCUAUUCUUGGCCUUUUGGUUGUCAGCACAUUCCAGCAUGAAGAGUUACACUUAGCUCUGAUGUGUGUGUGUGAAUAACCGUCAUACACACAAAUAUAACCCGUUAACACACACUCUCACCAUUUUUACAGCCACCAAAGUUGUUCUGAUUUAAUCCAGUGUUUGCAGACUUUGAGCUAAAUCUGAUGACAGCACACAUGUAAGCAGACUUUCUCUUCAUCUCACACCUUGGAGCGCCACCUGCCAAGUGCCUGGGAUUAUCCACACUUACUAUUUGCCCCUCAUGACAUCACCAGAGCUUCACGGGGCACCGGGUUUGCCGGUCCAAUCUCAGCUGUAAUGCCGAGUACAAACUCUUCACAGAGAAACUGCAAACUCACGCUUUAUCAGUUUUUCUCUGGAAGUGUCAAAACGGACGAAAAAGGAGAUUGAUCAUCGUUACGACCUUGUUCAGGCCUGGACCGGCUCUUAGACCUGCUCUUUUCCAUCACCAGUCUCGAUCUCUCUCCUCUCCACACCCAGCUCAGUCUCAGCAGAUGACUGUCCAACAUCAGUCUGGUUCUUCCCAAGGUUUCUGCCUGUUUAGGAAGUUCUUCCUCAAUUACGACCAGGUUCAGGCCUGGACCAGCUCUUAGACCUGCCUCCUUCCCAGCAUCAGUCCCUCUUUCUCAGUCUUAGCAAAUGACCAUCUAUCAGUCUGGUUCUGCUCAAGGUUUCUGCCCGUUAAAGGAAGUUCUUCCUUGGUUACAACCCCGUUAAGGCAUGGACCAGUUCCUAGACCUACCUCCUUUCAAGCAUCAGUCUCUCAGUCUCAGCAGAUAACUGUCCAACAUCAGUCUAGUCCUGCUCAAGGUUUCUGCCUGUCAAGGAAGUUCUUCCUUGGUUACAACCCAGUUCAGGCCUGGACCGGCUCCUUGACCUGCCUCCUUUCCAGCAUCAGUUCCUCUCUCUCUCCUCUCCAAACCCAGCUCACUCUCAGCAGAUGACUGUCUAACAUCAGACUGGUUCUGCUUGAUGUUUCUGCCUGUUAAAGGAAGCUCUUGAGUCUGGUUCUGCUCGAGGUUUCUGCCUGUUAAAGGAUACACUCUCAUGUACAUAAAACCUCGGAAGUCUCUGGACUGUCUGGGUGUGUGUUUUUUAAUCUAAUUUGAUUAACAGUGACCUGAAAACACGAACAAAGGACACGUCAACUGCCCCGAGCGUUUGAUUCAAAUCUUUCUUAUCACCCACUGCUUCAGGGAAAUGAAUAAAAUCCCCUGUUUCCGAUGUAAAUCCUCCCACUGAAUCUCAGAACAAAGAAACCUCGUAUGCAAAAUCUGAACACGAGAUGAUGUGUUUGUCCACCGAGUCCACUGUCGCUCAGCGCAGGAAGCAGAUUGAGAAAAUAGGCUUAGGUACGGUGCUGUCUUUAAGGUCUGUAAGGAGCUUUACAUGCAAAAAUAUACCUUCAUACAACAUCGGAGCAUUAUGCUUCAUAAUAGUCUUAGAGGGGAGCCUGCUGGCUUAAGGCCAAAGGUCAUAACCUCUCACAAUCAUCCUUCUCUUGUCUCUGCUAAUGACGCAUUAACAGAUGAGCUGGGAGUCAUGCUUUUGUACUUGAUGUUGAUGAAAAAACUCAGUUUGGGUCUUGAAACCAGGAUUUGAACACGUGAGGUCAACAGCAUUUUAAUGUGAGCUCUAGUUUGGCGGAAUUGCCUUUUGGGACUCGAUUGGAGCUGUAGGUUUUUGGACUUCUUCAUGGAGAAGUCCCGCAGUAUUAGAGCCAAAAUGAAGCUACUGUAAGCGGUUUUUGGAUGUUGAGGCUGAAAUUCAUAUUGAUGUAGGGCUUGGCGAUAAAAUAAUACAGAAAUUUACAACAAUAACCGAUGUCAUUUUGCCCAUAUCAGUAUAUUCAGCGUCAAAUCAAUAAAUAAACAAAAGUUGGUUUUGGAUGUGUGUAGGUAGGCUAUGGUCUCAUGUCCCUUUAAGACGCUGUCCUACGUCAGAGACGUGACUCCACCCCAUCCAGUCUGUAACAUAGAGGGAAAGACAGGUGAGGAGAUGGAGGACGGUUCAAAAGUUGGAGCGGCUGAAGUAGACAAAGUUAAUGUGGGAGGGGGUGAGCAGCUUGUAGGGUAGUUAUCAUCCAUUUAUCUUUAUCGAGGUGAACUGAUCAAUAUAUCGUGAUAUUGAUUUGAGACCUACCCAAAAGUAAACAAGAGUAUAGGGGAUGAGAGCGACUGUUUGUAUAUCUUAAAAUUUAAUAGCUGUUUGUAAAAUAUUAGGGCCCGACCGAUAUGGAUUUUUUGGGGCCCAUUCCAAUACCGAUUAUUUAAUCGGCCAAUUUUUAAGUUUUUUUGAAUUAAGUUAUAAAAAAAUAUUAAUAUAUACUGUAGAUAUCAUGAGUAUACUAUACUGUAUAUACUGUAGGCUACUUUUCACGCCGACAGGAAGACCGACUGAUCAAACUUGUCGGGCCCUUGAAAAUAUUCUGUCUAAAUUAUGUGUUUAAGUGAAACGUUGUGGGUGUCUGAGCGUUCUCUCUGUAAAGCAUUAGGAGAAGAAUAAACAGAUGGAGUAGUAUCACAGUGAAGUGUCAAGUGGUUAAAUAAAACGGUCCGAGUGUCUCUGUCAGCCGUGAGUGCUGUUAUAGAUUCAGGGCCACUCCGCUCAUUUACACUCUGCAGACCAGGAAACCCGACCCCACUACUGAAGACGUCCUGAGUCACGCUCUCCGUUCCCUCAUGAAUGCAAUCUCCUUUUUUUUUUUUUGUUUUCCUAUUCAACACUGGCCCAUACAGACUGUUGGCAUGGCGACAAGGUUACCACAACGCUCGUUAACAUGAGCAGUUGUCAUCAGCUGCUCUGAAGUUGCGGCGGGGUGUCGUGUUACAGGAAGCGUGCCGCUGUGAGCUGUUAUAGUCCCGGGGAUUGUGGAGACAGGUGACAGAUGAUUAGGGAACAUCCUGAAGGUCUGUCGGGUCUGAUCGAAGCUGAUCAGCUAAUUAAGCUGGAGUCAGACCAGAGUAAUCUAUCCAUGAAAAGAGUCCAGACUCUCCAGGUUUCUUAAUAAGCUCCCCGGGAAGAAUUUGGUUUAAAUGAACAAGUUUAUCAAAGUGUUUCUGUAACUCUGACUGAAUCUGUGUUUGUCGAUCUGCAGGUGUGCGUCUGGACCGGGUUCGAGGCGGCAGGCAGAAGUACAAGCGGAGGAUAGACGCUGAGAACAGCUCGUACCUGCAGCAACAGAAUGCCUUGCCACAGAAAAAGACCUGUGAGUGAAGCGACCCCGAAGCUUUAGUCCUUUAGAAUCCAGGAUCAAGUCUUAGUUUUGGUCGUUGAGUUCAGGUUUUGAUCGGUGCAGAUUUAAAUGACUGUAGAGAGUUUUAUUCCUGCUUCAUUUCAGACUUUAAACACCAUAUACUGAGAAGAUCCUUCAUGUUACAUCAUUAAUUUAUAUUUUAAAGAGGAAUUAAAAGUGUGACUUUUCCAGGUUUUGGUUAUGAGGGUAUGUCAGAUGACUCUUGUCUGAUCUUUGAGCCGUUUUCCUGUUCUCCUCAGUCACUGUCGGCAGCGUGGUCGAAAACAAGGUGGUGUCUCUUCUGCUUGUGGCCGAGCCUGAGGGAAUCUUCGCCAUGCCGGACCCCACGGUGCCUGAGAGCGACAUCAAGGCUCUGACCACGCUGUGCGACCUCGCCGACAGAGAGCUGGUGGUCAACAUCGGCUGGGCCAAACACAUCCCAGGUACGAGUCGGACGGCCUGAGUCAGUCUGUCAGUCAGUCAGUCAGCUGUCUGCUCACACACAUUAGCUCACAUUAAGUCUCUAAUCUGAUCACAGGAGAUUGUUGUGACUCGCUGGUGCCAAGACACUCACUCCAUGCCUGGAGGAGAGACGGCGUGUUGGCACGACAGAGUGCGUUAUCUGUCCGUCAUCCUUUGUGUCUGCGUGUGUGUGUGUGUGUGUGUGUGUGUGAUCGAUGUGUUUCCGGAUAUGAAACAACCGACGGUUGCUCUCCUGAACUUUUAAUCCAUUUCCUGAAUUAACACUUUGUGACGGCAUGAGAGACAUCUAGGUUUUUAUUUCCUCUUCGGAUGAGAAGCAGGAAUAGGAGAGGAGAUGGUGAGCUCUCUGACAGAUUAGCGGGAUUAAAAAGUGUGUAUGAAGCUGUUGGUGUUUGUAAUCGUAUGCUGUGGCAACAGAGGAGAGCACAGGUCUGACCACCACUCUUGAAAAUGGAAAAUCAUCACUCUCUAUAAAAGGCCGGUUUGACCCACAGGGAAGGAAAACAGAGUGACACCUGUGGUGCAGAAGCUUCAUGUGCUCAUAAGGAGACAUUUUAGGAUUCACUGUGGAAACAAAUUAACAGAGAAUGACCACGGAGUGAAGUAAAAGGAGUUAUUCUGAGAGUAAAUUAGAGGUGACAUUUAGGGGGAUUGGUAAAUAUGUCAAUGUCAAUGUCACGUUUAUUUAUAUAGCACCUUUAUAGGACAGGCCAGACAAAGUGCUUUACAGGAGAAAAAAGAAAAAAGCUUAAAAUAAUAAAAGCUACAAAUAUGGCAACAUUUAAAAGUGCAAUAUACAAUGACAACAAUAAAAGAAAAAACGUACGCGAGUAAAAGCAGGUGACAACUCAGCCAAAGGCUAGGGUAAACAGGUAGGUUUUAAGGUGCGUUUUGAAGGAGGUGAGGCUAGUUGCAGAACGCACAGACAAAGGCAGGGCAUUCCACAGAGUGGGAGCAGCAACCGCGAAUGCCCGAUCCCCUCUGCUUUUCAGCUGGGCUCUCGGCACAUCUAAAACCAUCCGGUCAGCAGACCUCAGGGAUCUGGUGGGUCGGUGCGCCUUGACAAGGUCGGAUAAAUAUUCUGGGGCCAGCCCGUGCAAAGACUUAAAAGAAAAUAAAAGAAUUUUAAAAUCAAUCCUGAACUUGACUGGGAGCCAGUGAAGUGAGGAGAGCACCGGUGAGAUGUGCUCCCGUUUCUUGGUUCCGGUCAGGAGACGAGCAGCAGCAUUUUGCACAAGCUGCAGGCGGUUUAUUUCAGUUUGGCUGAUGCCAAAAUACAGCGAGUUACAGUAGUCAAGGCGAGACGAGAUAAAAGCAUGGAUAACCUUUUCCAGAUCUGGCCUCCUAAGAUAAGGCUUGAUUUUUGCCAGUAGCCAAAGCUGAAGAAAGCUAGCCUUCACAACGGAGCUGAUCUGCUUGUCCAGCUUAAGAGCCCCAUCAACGAUGACACCUAGGUUUCUGGCCUGGGAACCUAUACAGGGUACUAAGGGGCCGAGGGAGCUGGCAAGAACCUGGACGGUGUCAGGGUUGCCAAAGAGGACAAUCUCAGUUUUGUUUUCAUUUAAUGUAAUAUGAUCAUUACAGAGCAAUAUAACUAAUGAAAGUUUGUCUCUAGUUAUCUUAUUAAACCAACUCUUUAACCAAGAAAAAAAUACAGAAAAUUCUCACAUUUUAAAAGAGAAUUUUUGGCUUAUUUUUGUUUUAAAAGGACUUAGAUUAAUAUGAAAAUUUCUAAAAUGACGAUAAUUUUUUGCUGCUUCAAACCUCUUAAAUCCGAAGACCGGAAACCUUUUCAAAAUUUUAAAUGACAUAAAUUAGAGUUUCUGCAGGUUUCAACGAGUCAAAUUUAAGACUUUUUAAGAAUUUUUUAAGACCAUAAUGAAAACAAUUUAAGAUCCAUUUUACAUCCAUACUGGCAAAAAAGUACAAAAGACAUGAAUGGAAAUCAGAACAUUUUAAAAUCUUUAUUGGUAAGUCACAUCAAUACAUUUUUAAGACCUUUCAAAUUUGUAUUUUAAGACAUUUAAUGAUGUUUUAAGAGAAUUUCAGACAUUUUAAGACAUUUUAAGACCCAGCAGAAACCCUGUAAACUUUUGAACUUGAGCUUAGAGCUCUUGGUGUUAGUUUGGUUUUGUUGAACAUAAUUUGUGCUUUAAACGUUUUUAUUUAGAGUUAGGACAGUGAAAGGAAAUUAGAGGGGAGAUCAGGGGGAUGAAAUGCUGAUGGAUUUGAACCCUCACACUUUGCAGACUUUCCCUUUAAUACAUGCAGCGCACAAUUUAACCGCUGAGCCAAACUGACACAGUAUGACAUUUAUUUUUAUUAUACUCUGAUGUUUCCAUAAAUUAUGAGAAAUGUGCUCUAGAUAUAAACAUGUAGAUUCUCAGUUUCAUAGCUAAUAAGUGGAUUUUUCUGCGCUUGAGUAUAACCACAGAAUAAUCUCUCUGUCUUCAAGUUUCAUCAGCCCAAACAUCAGCAGGUGAAAAAACACCUGGACUUUUGUUUACGUCUCUGAAAUGCUUACAAAACACACACAGCAGGUGUGUACGUGUGUGUGUUUAUGUUUCCUACCAAAUGAGUCUUUCUCCUCCUCAGUCGUGGAGUUUCCCUCUGAGAUGAGGAGAAGAAAUGAUGAGGGAUGAAGGAGAGUAAAGGGUGGAUGAAGAAGACAAAGAUGUAGGGGAUGGAUAUUUAAAAACAGAAAGGCCGCCCCCCCCUCUGAGCGCUGUGACGGCCGUGUCACAUCAGCUCUGGGUGAGUGACGGUCCACACUGCCUCCACGGCUGCUAGAACCAGGGUCUUGGGCAAAGUGGCCCAGGCCAUCUGAGUUCUUUGGCCCAGGGGGAGGUGAGUGUACGGGGGGCUACUGUCCUGGCUGUUCCCCCCUCCUCUGUGUCGGCUCUUAUCAGGCACCAUGACAGUGAUGUGGGCUGAAGUCUGAGGGCCAGACAGGCAGAUGAGCUGGCUAAAGACCAACUGCCCUCUUUGCUUUUGGCCUUUUUUAAGUCAGCGCUGCGAGUUGGCUGUCAAAUAUGAGCGUAUGUGUGUGUGUGAGAGAGAGCGAUUGUGGUGUGACUGGCUGCGUGUUAUCUUUUCUAUGAUACGACUAACGCUGGCACGACCAUUUUUCCUCGCUCAAAGCCCUCAGCGUCGUCCUUUUGCUUUUAGAGAGAAAAUCAUUUGUCUCUUUAAAACCCGCUCUCUCCUCUCUUCACUGAAGCUCGAUUUGUUCUUAAAAUCCAUCGAUAUAUAGUCUGAGAUUUCAUCACACGCACUCACACAGGUCCCUGUACCUGAUCGAUGACCCAGUGCCAGAAUACUGAUCCCUAUCGACCAAUGAAAUUGUGCAAGGACGGCCUUUUCCAAUCAGUCAGGGAGCGAUUGUGGGGAAAGAGGCGCCACUGAUGUCCCCGCGGUGAUAGUAAAGAGCAAUGGAUCCUGAUAACAAUCACUGAUGGUGUCAAAAAUACAAACGCCCCCCCCUCCACCCACCAGUCUGUAAAAUCACCUAUUUAAUUACAGUAAACCUGAAUGUGUGUGUGGGGGUUUAUGUGAGCGGCUUUAAUCACGCUCCUGUGGGGUGUAAUUGUCAAUCAAAGGGGGCGUCUCCAAGAGGGGGGUGAUUAAAUCCACCACCUCUCCACUCCCCCUGUCCUCUGGUAUGUCCUCUAUGAGGCGCUCACGCUAACCGUCAGUGAUGUCAUUAUAAUUUAAACAAAUCAGCGCUGUCAGGAAGACUCAGCUAACAUCUGAAAUUUUGAUUUCUCACAUUUACGUGAUUUCUGUUUCCUCUAAUGACGACUGACGAAGGAUGUCAAACUUGAAAUUUUGAAACUUCUCAAUGCUGCAAAACGAUCUGUGCAAUUUUAAAAUUUGGUCCAGCUUAUAAAAUAUAGGGCUGUACCCAUAAGAUAUUGAUAUCAGCCAAAAAAAAAACAAAUAUCGGAUUAUAUCAGUCUGCAUUUAAAAUCGCCAAUAUCUACACUCCAAUACAAGCAGUCCAUUCCAGCCUCGGUCCACGUCAACUGAUUUUCAUAAUACAAACCUCAGCUGAACCUGGUUAGAGAGCCACCUGCUGGUCAGGUGGAAAAGGUGUGGGGCUGCCUCUAGCUAGCAGUGCCUGGAUCCAGCAUGUACAGCUUACGUGAUCACAACAACAGUGUGUACUAAGGUACUAGCAAAUUAGCAAGGAGUAGAAGUGGUGUCGGCCUUGUGGCAGUAUCCUUCGAUAUUGCAGCUUGUGCCAGUAUCGGAUCAAUAUCGGUAUUGGCCGAUACUGAAGGCUACAAUAUUGUUGUUGUAUAGUAAGUAAAAAAGCUGUAUCAGGACACCCCUAAUCAAAAACAAGGUUCUGCUUUAAUGCAUGUGUUCAUAUUUGCAUUUAAGCAACGUGCGUCUCGCUGCUCCGCCCUCCAUCACACUCCAUCAUGUGUUGCACCACGAGUCCUGAGUCUGGGUCGAACUAUUCACUUUACAAAUCUACGAAGCUGCAGUCCACACUCCAACAGGAAUCAGAAGUUAAACCGAAUCUUUCUCUCCUCAGGCUUCCCCUCCCUCUCUCUGGCCGACCAGAUGAGUCUCCUGCAGAGCGGCUGGAUGGAGAUCUUGAUUCUGCGGGUGGUGUUUCGCUCCCUGGCGUUGGAGGACAAGCUGGUGUACGCCGAGGACUACGUCAUGGACGAGGAGCAGUCCAAGCUGGCGGGGCUGCUGGACCUCAACAACGCCAUCCUGCAGCUGGUGAAGAAGUUUAAAGGCAUGGGGCUGGAGAAGGAGGAGUUUGUGGUGCUUAAAGCUAUCGCGCUCGCUAACUCAGGUACUAAUUUGACUUGAUUUGUGCAGGAUGUCGGCUCUUUAUGUGGUUAACUUAAAACCUAAAAUGAUAUAGAAAUGAAAAUAAAUGCAGUACAGAUAUUAUUUUUGACAUUUAAGUCGUCCAGACUCUGUCUCUGCUGGAAACUUUGCGUCUCCUUAUUUUCCGCCGCUCCUCUGCAUCUAAAUGAAGUUUUAAAAUUGUAUUCAAAUCUUGCGCCGGGCCAUUUAAGUGAAUAAUUUAAUAUUCCCUUACAGACUCAAUGCAAAUUGAGGACUCAGAGGCAGUACAGAGACUCCAGGAUGUUCUCCAUGGGGCCCUACAGGACUAUGAAGCCACCCACCACCCAGAGGACCCUCGCAGGGCCGGCAAACUGAUCAUGACCCUCCCCCUCCUCCGCCAGACGGCCGCUCGCGCCGUGCAGCACUUCUGCAGCAUCAAACAGGACGGCCGCGUCCCCAUGCACAAACUGUUCCUCGAACUGCUGGAAGCCAAAGCCUGA
Xyrichtys novacula (pearly razorfish) is the source of this 18431-nucleotide messenger RNA. NCBI's taxonomy places the organism in Eukaryota, Metazoa, Chordata, Actinopteri, Labriformes, Labridae. The record is from the annotation of a GenBank genome assembly.